UAUCUAUAUAUAGUCUAAGGCCGGCUAUAUAACUUGCAAUUAUUAUAAUAAUAAUUUAGUAGUUUUAUCCUUUCUUUUUGGAUCUUCUUGUUUCAAGCAAUCGAGAAGUGAUGUGUUUGCUUUAGUAAAAACGUUUACACGAAUAAAACAAAAUGGACUUUGUUCCGGUAUAUCGUUAACCUUACAGUGGAAACCUAACCUAGAAAUACAUAAAGUAAUAAUAUUUUCAUGAGAAAAUUUUCUUUGUAGUUUUCUAUUGAAUGGUAGAUUGUAGACGUUUCCAAGCUUACAACUUGUCCUUUAGGUCAUAUAGCGUGUGAGAAAAUAUUAGUAGGCACCGCGAUGGCGGACGUACGCGAUAUUUUAGACAUUGAAGUGCCGACGACUACGGAACUCACGAAAGAGUCGAUAUUGGGCAGCGACAAAAAGAGUCGCAAGCGAUAUGACUACAAUAAAAUGCCAAAACGCCCUGAGGGCAUGCAUCGCGAAGUGUUUGCCCUCCUCUGCAAAGACAACAACGACGUGCCGCCGUUAUUCCCGACCGACACCGCGAAGGGAUAUAAGCAGGUGCGAGCCAAGCUUGGUAUGAAGAAGGUCAGGCCAUGGAAGUGGACACCAUUUACCAAUCCAGCACGCACAGACGGUGCGAUUUUUCAUCACUGGCGUCGCGUUGCCGAUGCUGGAAAGGAAUAUCCCUUCGCAAAGUUCAAUAAGAAAGUUCCAAUUCCUACAUACACAAAUACCGAAUAUGUUCAACACUUAGGAGCCAAUGGCUGGACACGAGCAGAGACCGAUCAUCUGUUUGAUUUGUGCAGAAGAUUUGAUCUUAGAUUUAUUAUCAUCAGAGACAGAUGGGAUCGCGCCAAGUUUCCUGCUAGAUCUGUAGAAGACUUAAAAGAGAGGUAUUAUCAGGUGUGUGCAGCAUUGACAAAGGCAAAGUCCCACACUGACAAGGUAUAUAUCUUUGACGCUGAACAUGAGAAGCGCAGAAAGGAACAGUUGAAAAAGUUGUUUGAACGCACUCCUGAACAAGUGGAGGAAGAACAGACUCUACUGACUGAAUUGCGCAAGAUUGAACAGAGGAAGAAAGAGAGAGAUAGAAAGACGCAAGAUUUACAGAAAUUAAUUACCCAGGCCGAUCAACAAGCAGAUCCUAGAAAGAGUGAAAGGAAAUCUUCCAAAAAGAGCAGCAGCUCUUCUAGGAAUAGACCGAAUAAAACUGAUACUUCUCAUGUAUGUCAUACAAUUAUACUCUGUAUACAAUGGUACGUUUAUAUCAAGAUAUUUACAUGGUUUUUUUUUAAUUUGCAGGCGGUAGAGUCAGCUGGAAUUAAAUUUCCCGAUUUUAAGAAUAGCGGCGUUACUCUUCGUUCUCAGAGAAUCAAAUUACCAAGUAGUCUCGGUCAAAAGAAAAUGAAAGGCAUUGAGCAAAUGCUGAAUGAAUUGCGUUUAGAAUUAAAUCCACCACCAACGGAGCAAAUAUGUCAGCAAUUUAACGAACUGCGUAGCGACAUAGUUUUGCAUUACGAAUUGAAAAGUGCGUUAUCAACAUGUGAUUAUGAGUUACAAUCUUUAAGGCACCAAUACGAAGCGCUAGCACCAGGGAAGACUUUAACGAUACCACCCGCGCUCCUGCCAAAAACAGAACCGGAAGUCAAAGCGGAUAUUAUUGACGUGGUAGGGGGUUCGCCUAGCACGCCCAGUAUUACUCAUUAAUUCAAAAUAAUCUUUAUGUAAAAUAGGAAUUAAUCAAGUAAGUUAUGUACAUAUUGUUUUUUUUUAGUUAUCAACGUGCCAAUUUUCAUAUUGAAAGUUAUCGAGCACGCAUUGCCCGUUAUCAUUCGUCAUCGUAUUAUAUUAUGAGGCAAUUCUUAUUUUAUAUUAAGGAAAUAAAUAAUUAAAAAAAAAAUCAAAUGACAUCGUAUAUGUCCCACCUUGUUAAUAUACGAGCGGCAUAAUGAAAUAACGAAAAGACGUAGCGAUGGUAAUUACUUAUAUAUCUGUGUAUUUUAUAUUGUCGACAAAAAGUAACAAUGUACGGUCAAACCGUAUAAUUUAUCUACAACAAUCUACAAUAGAUUACAAUAUGUUGUUCUCUGUUUUUUCUUGAGGAUA
Temnothorax curvispinosus is the source of this 2115-nucleotide messenger RNA. RefSeq names its product DNA methyltransferase 1-associated protein 1 (gene DMAP1). Gene Ontology annotation, molecular function: transcription corepressor activity. The transcript is spliced from 4 exons. Gene Ontology annotation, cellular component: nucleus; NuA4 histone acetyltransferase complex; Swr1 complex. The record is from RefSeq and is a predicted model, not a curated record. Gene Ontology annotation, biological process: DNA repair; negative regulation of transcription by RNA polymerase II; chromatin remodeling. NCBI's taxonomy places the organism in Eukaryota, Metazoa, Arthropoda, Insecta, Hymenoptera, Formicidae. Bases 343 to 1716 code for a protein of 457 amino acids.